Molecule: messenger RNA, 312 nt
Organism: Parus major (Great Tit)
Lineage: Eukaryota; Metazoa; Chordata; Aves; Passeriformes; Paridae
Product: loricrin-like
Exons: 1
Coding region: 1-312 (103 amino acids)
Source: RefSeq, a predicted model, not a curated record
AUGUGCUCCCGCCAGGACAAGGACCAGUGCCACCGGCAGCAGCGCCAGAGCAGCGGUGGCUGUCACAGCUCCGGGGGUGGCUGUCACAGCUCCGGGGGUGGCGGCUGCCACAGCUCCGGUGGCAGCUCCGGGGGUGGCUGCCACAGCUCCGGGGGUGGCUGUCACAGCUCCGGGGGUGGCUGUCACAGCUCCGGUGGCAGCUCCGGGGGCUGUCACAGCUCCGGGGGUGGCUGUCACGGGAAGCCGCAGAUGCAGGGCCAGCAGCAGCAGCAGCAGCAGGUGCCGCAGAUGCCGCAGCAGAAGAUGAAGUGA